AUGAGCCACUGGGCUCGGUGUUAUUGCAAGGGUGAGAGGUAUAACUUUAUGACGAGCAACGCAGCCGAGCAGUUGAACAAAGCCUUGAAAGAAGGAAGGGGAUGCCUUGUGGUUGAUCUUUUCAAAUUUAUCCAAGCCAUGAUGACUAGGUGGUUCAAUGCAAGGCGUAGGAAGUCUUCGGCUUUGAGAGGCAGUCUCCCACCUGAGGUGGAGAAGGUUUUGAAGGAACACAUCGAGGAGGUUAAAGGCAGUCAUGUAAACCAGAUAUCAAGUUGGGGUUUUGACGUUGUUGGUAAAUUCGGCGAUCACAACACAGUCCUACUUAACGAGAGGAGAUGCACGUGUAAGAAGUUCGAAAGGCUUCAGAUCCCUUGUGGCCAUGCCUUGCUCGCUGCUGACAGCGUUGGUGUCCUCCCUAGUACACUAGUUGGUCUUUGGAACAAGCCUGGUUGCUGGAAAGAGACUUAUGUUGGAUUGGUAACGCCUGCCGUGAACGAGGGCGACGUUGACAUCUCGGAAGAACUAUCUGAGCUAGUGAUUUGUCCGCCAAUGGCAGGCCGUGCUAAAGGACGUCGAAAGGAAGCCAGGAUUCCCUCUAAGGGAGAGUUCCCGGUUGUUAGGAAGAAGAAGGAGGUUCCGAACAAGUGCACGAAGUGUCUCCAGCCAGGUCACAACCGUACAAGAUGUCCCUCUUUGAUAUGA
Messenger RNA from Microthlaspi erraticum, 702 nucleotides. The record is from the annotation of a GenBank genome assembly. Lineage: Eukaryota; Viridiplantae; Streptophyta; Magnoliopsida; Brassicales; Brassicaceae.